Molecule: messenger RNA, 1375 nt
Organism: Dromaius novaehollandiae (emu)
Lineage: Eukaryota; Metazoa; Chordata; Aves; Casuariiformes; Dromaiidae
Gene: TRMT61B
Product: tRNA methyltransferase 61B
Exons: 7
Coding region: 87-1307 (406 amino acids)
Biological process (GO): mitochondrial tRNA methylation
Cellular component (GO): mitochondrion; tRNA (m1A) methyltransferase complex
Molecular function (GO): tRNA (adenine(58)-N1)-methyltransferase activity
Source: RefSeq, a predicted model, not a curated record
AACGACACCUCGCCGGAAGUGACGCUACCGCCAUCGCCCGCUCUCUGUCGUUAGCGGCCGGCUUGCGCCUUCUCCUGGGUGGCGCCAUGCGGGCCUGGCGCGGCCUGCGGCGCAGUCCCGCGGCGUCCUCUGGGCGGGCUGCCGCCUCCUCCUACUGCCGCGGCGGUGGGGAGCAGCGGCGGCGCCGGGCCUGGGAGACGUCGCUGUCGCCGCUGGAGCGGGUGAGGCGUCUGCUGGCGCCGGAGGAGGAGGCGGCGGCGGCGGCGGCGGCGGCGGCGGCGGCGGCCGGCGCGGGCCGCGGCCCCCUGCGCGUCGGGGAGCUGGUGCUGGCGGAGCUGGGCCGGCGGCAGCGCAGCGCCCUGAAGCUGCUGUGCCGGCUGACAGCGGGCGCGGUGCUGGCCACCCCCGGCGGGCGCUUGCCGCACGGCGACAUUGUGGGGCGGCUGCCCGGGCAGGUGGUGCGGACGGCCGGUGGCGGGCGCCUGCUGGUGCGGCGGCCCUCGCUGGAGGAGUACGUGCUGCUCAUGGCGCGGGGCGCCGCCAUCGCCUACCCCAAGGAUGUGAGCGCCAUGCUGAUGAUGAUGGACCUGCACCCGGGAGACACCGUUUUGGAAAGCGGCAGCGGAUCUGGCGCUAUGAGCUUGUUUCUGUCAAGAGCAGUUGGGUCCAAAGGACGUGUUGUAAGUUACGACAUCAGAGAAGAUCAUCACAAUUUAGCUAAGAAGAAUUACAGGCAGUGGCGUGCUUCAUGGGAAAUAGGACAUAUGGAAGAGUGGCCAGAUAAUGUGGAUUUCAUCCUUAAAGACAUUACAACAGCUGCUGAGGAUAUGAAAUCUGUAACAUUUGAUGCAAUAGUUCUGGAUAUGCUUAAACCUCAGGCUGCUUUGCCUGUUAUAUACCCAAGUCUUAAACACGGUGGUGUGUGUGCUGUGUAUUUAGCAAACAUCACACAGGUUAUUGCCCUUUUAGACAGAAUACGGACCUGCAAGCUCCCUUUUUUGUGUGAAAGGAUCAUUGACGUAACACACAGAAAUUGGUUAGUACUCCCUGCUACAAUCAAGAAUUACAAGUCAGUCCAAAUAGUGGAAACUCAAGAGAAUACUGAGGAAGAAGCUCAACAAAAAGAACAUGAAGAAAUCCAUUUUCAGGAUCAAACAGUUCUUAAAGGAAGUGAAUAUGAUGAAUCACUUUCUGACAAUGUUGAAACAUACUCCUCAGUGCCUUACGUUGCUAGACCAUCUUAUUGGCAGGAUGCUCAUUCAGCGUUCCUCACCAAGCUGAGAAAGUUUCAACCACUGCUUUCUUGAUGUUGCUGAGAUGUCAGCUGCUAAUUUGAGUAUUGUAUCAGAAUAAAAUAAAAUGUUACAAAAUGCCA